UUAAAACUUUUUAUUUCGAUUAAUUGAUUAAGCAUAACUUAAGUCUGAUUUUUAGUGAAUGAAACAUUAGAAAAACGAAAAAUGGGUGUGCGUGGCAUGUGGCACUUUUCGUGACACCCAUUACAUUGCCCUGUGGAUUGUUUUUAUUAUUGUGUUCUGUCAAAUAGUAAGAUAGCAAUUCGACGCUUCGCGAUGCGAAGUGUAUGCCACGUGGUUAAAACAUGGGUUUGUUGGAGGAUACGUUCGUGAUUCUUGUUACACAGAUCAUCUUCUUCUUUGGAGGAUGGGUAUUUUUUGUAAAGAAAUUAUUUCGAGAUUACGAAGUCCAUCACAGAUUAGUACAGUUAAUUUUUUCCACGACAUUUUCAUUGUCCUGUACUAUGUUUGAGCUAAUUAUUUUUGAAAUAAUAGGAGUCCUUGAUUCUAGUUCUAGAUAUUUUCAUUGGAAUGCUGGUCUCUAUAUGCUCCUAUUUAUGGUAAUCGUGUUGAUUCCAUUUUACAUAGCAUACUUUAUUAUCAGUAAUAUAAGAUUUGUAAGACUGAAAUUAAUAAGGCCAUUAACAGUCGUUGUGUAUCUCUUUUAUCUGUAUCUAUUCUGGAAAGUGGGAGACCCAUUUCCAAUUCUUAGUCCAAAAAAGGGCCUACUGUCUAUCGAACAGGGUGUUAGCCGAAUCGGAGUAAUUGGAGUUACUGUAAUGGCACUGUUAUCAGGAUUUGGUGCUGUAAACUAUCCAUAUACCUCUAUGGCUUACUUUAUGAGACCUGUAACAUAUACCGAUGUACAGGCCAUAGAGAAAAGAUUGCUGCAAACAAUGGAUAUGAUUGUUGCCAAGAAAAAAAGGAUAGCACUAGCAAAAAAGGGAGAAGUUGUAGGGCAUACUGAGGCACGGUCUAGACUUUGGGGCAUGUUGGGCCCCUUAAGUGGCGCUAAAAGCAAUCAAGAAAGUAUUAAACAGUUGCAAACGGAAGUGACUGCUUUAGAAGAAUUGUCUCGGCAAUUGUUUCUAGAAGCACAUGAUAUUCAGAAUGCGAGGGAGCGUUUGGAAUGGGCGGCUACUUGGCAAGGAAAAUAUUUCAAUGUUUUGGGAUAUUUCUUCUCUGGUUAUUGUACUUGGAAGAUAUUUAUUUCAACGAUCAAUAUCGUUUUUGAUCGUGUUGGCAAAAAGGAUCCUGUGACCAGAGGAAUUGAAAUUGCCGUUCACUGGAUGGGAUUUAAUAUCGACGUUACAUUUUGGUCACAACAUAUUUCAUUUUAUCUCGUUGGCUGUAUUGUAUUAACGUCAAUCCGCGGAUUAUUAUUAACUCUUACGAAGUUUUUUUAUGCUAUAUCGAGUAGUAAAUCAUCGAAUAUUAUUGUACUUAUACUUGCUCAGAUAAUGGGUAUGUAUUUUGUAUCUUCUGUACUUUUAAUGCGGAUGAAUAUGCCAGCGGAAUAUCGUAUAAUAAUCACCCAAGUUUUAGGAGAAUUGCAAUUUAAUUUUUAUCAUAGAUGGUUCGACGUGAUCUUCUUGGUAUCCGCAUUAUCUUCAAUAGUGUUUUUGUAUUUAGCACAUAAGCAAGCACCGGCAGAACGUGUUUAACAUAAUAAAACGUUUUUUAAUAAAACACAGGCAUGUCUAUGUAUUUCGUGUUCACCGUUUCUUUGGGUGCAAGAAUAUUCUACGACUAAAUCAAUUUUUGGUUCGGGAAUGCAUUUAUAGACAAAGACGGAAAAAAUUGCGAAAUAUAUAGGCAAUAGAGGAUUCGAUAUGUUAAGAAAGAAUUUAAAUAUUUUUUUAGAAACAUGUUUAUGACGCUUCUAUUUCUAAUACAUUUAGUUAUUUUAUCAAAGAUGACGUUUAUGAUUAUAAGCUUUAGCGGUUGUAUAAUGAUUUUUGUUCAUGCCAACCACUCGAUUAAACAGAAAAGAUCUUUUUAAUUCGCUAAAGUAAUAUAAGUAUGCUGUUUACAUAAUAUCUCUAAGUUGUAUUUGCUCCAUUAUAGUAUACAAUGUCCCCUUGAUCACAGACAGCUGAAAAAAAUGCGCGGAUAAAAAGAAAACUGGCAUUAUUGUAUAAUAACUAAGAUUACGAUGAAUAAAUCUGUGACUUUAGGAAAUUAA
Megalopta genalis is the source of this 2101-nucleotide messenger RNA. It is a transcript of the gene GPHR, whose product is annotated as golgi pH regulator. NCBI's taxonomy places the organism in Eukaryota, Metazoa, Arthropoda, Insecta, Hymenoptera, Halictidae. Gene Ontology annotation, molecular function: voltage-gated monoatomic anion channel activity. The record is from RefSeq and is a predicted model, not a curated record. Gene Ontology annotation, biological process: intracellular pH reduction. Gene Ontology annotation, cellular component: Golgi cisterna membrane.